AGUAGUAUUUUACAUCAUUACUAUUGUUUGAAAUUGUAUGCCGAUUCACAUUCAUCCGAGGCGACGGGAAUGCAUCAGGACCACCGUCGGAGACUUAAGUUUACAUGAAGUACUUGAAGGCACCAUUAAACAGGCUUGCUAGCUACAGUCGAUGCUCCAAUGAGCUGUAGCCAUGUAACACUGGUGGAAGGGUCUCUUUGAGGAUCACUGCUGGCUAAUAGUUCUUCGUCUUCAGACAGGAGCACCAAACAUCGAAAGAUGGGCGAGUUUGCGAGCAGUGUUCCCGGCCAGAUAACCGUGUACUCCAUACAGGGCUGUCCACACUGCGUGCAGGCGAAGGCCACCCUGGGGCGAUUAGGGGUGCCAGUGCACGAUGUGGACAUCGGCAGGCAUUCCGAGCUGAGGGCGAAGUUGAAGGAGCUGACGAGUCGCAGCACUGUACCCCAGAUCUUCUUCAACAGCGUUUAUGUUGGGGGCAAUGAAGAACUGCAGAAAUUGGCUCCUGAGGAGCUUCAGAGGUUGGUGUCGUUGGUCAGGACAGAACCUCUGCCUGCUGAUGCUCUCCCGUUACCUGAGGAGAAUCCAUCGGAGCGUGCAGACCUGGAGACGGAUAACGAGUUUAGGUGUGAAAGAGAUGAGUUGGCAGACCUGGUGGAGGACUUCAAGCAUGCAGGUGUGAUUGGCAGUCACAGGAGGGGGCUGACUUUGUACAAAAUGAGCUUCUUAGGCAGUCAGCUAGUUGACUGGCUGCACAAAGAAAAGGGCAUGGGCGGGGAUGAUGCUCGCCAUACGGGCCUGGCGUUGUUGCAGAAGAAGUACAUGGUGGGAGUGUAUGGCUGUGGGAUGAAGGGUAGCAGUUUUGUCGCGGAAAAAGACGCCACGGAGACGCUGUACCGGCUGCUGGAAGACGACCCCCAUUCGGCUCUCAAUGCAGGACGCACUGCCACCUGCAGUCCCAUACAGGCUGCUGAGCUGUCUUUGCUUUUACGAGAGAUGAUCCUGAAACUAUUCUCGGAGCAUCUCUCUGCUGAUGGCAAGUCUGUUGACUAUAAAGGCAUGUCUGUGAACCCGGCGUUCGAGCGCUACUGUGACCUCGCCAUUCAGCUCCAGAGGGUGGAGCUGCUGUCGCUGAGCCGGGAGGAGAAGCUGGCCUUCUUCAUCAACAUAUACAACGCCUUAGUCAUCCACGGGUACCUACGGCUCGGGGCCCCCACCAACUGGUGGCAUCGAUACAGGUUCUUCAAUUAUGUAAGUUACUUGAUUGGAGGAGAGGUUUUCACAUUACAAGACAUUGAAAAUGGCGUCCUGAGAGGGAACAGAAAAGGUGUGGCACAGCUGCGAAAGCCUUUCUCCAAGACGGAUCCACGGCUUCAGGUGGCCCUCCCAGAUGUUGAGCCUCUCAUUCAUUUUGCCUUGAAUUGUGGAGCAAAGGGCUGCCCUCCUAUUAAAACAUACACCCCACAGGAUAUCGACAGCCAACUCCGCACAGCAGCUGAGGCCUUUCUGGAAAAUGAUGACGCUUGUGUGGUGGAUUCUGGGAAAGGAGAGGUGCGACUCAGUCAGAUAUUCAAGUGGUACAGGGCGGAUUUUGGAGACACAGAUGAGAAGCUUCUGAAAUGGGUGCUGGAUCACAUGAGCGACUCUCCAAAGAAGACCAGCCUUCAGGGUGUUCUUUCAGGCGGAAAGACCAAAGUCAGCUUCCUCCCUUACGACUGGAGCUCCAACAGCUCCCACUGAGCAUGCACGCAAUUUUGUACCUCGUUUGUUUCUACUGAGCUGCAUUUACCUGUCUGCAAGGUGAAUGAAUUAUAACCUGGAUGAGAUGCACAUUUGCACUAACACGCAAAAAUGCUUUUUAGGCAGACUUUCUCUAACUAAAAACCACUUUGGAUUGCUUUCCGUCUUUAAAAGGGAAACGUUUUGACAAAAAAACAAGCAUAUAUUUCAUCAGCUUACCUUAUAGAUUCAAACAUCCAUUCUAUGCUAUAAACUUGAAUGCUCAUUAGCUUUGUGCUGGCCUGUCCAUGCCUAAAACUCAGGAGUGUGCUCUCAGUGCAGUUUCUCAUUAGCCAGGGUAAUCAUGUGGCAGGUUUCAUCAGAGCUGCCUUUCUAAGCCAUAUCAUUCACAAACCUGCUCUUUCAUGUGUAGCAAACCUAAAGAUUCACAUUGGCAUGCUUUUUUUCCAGCAUCAUUUUUUUUCUGUAAGUUUAAAGCUGCUUUCUUCUGCAUGGGAUAGCUAAUUAAAUGCUUGAUUUUACACUUGAAAUAACUGAAAUGUAGCUAAAAAAGCAGCUGUGAGCAGAUUUAAAGUUUCUUAGCAUGUGUACCGGUAAUCUGCAGAAAACUACAAGCAAAAAUGGGAGUAGGUUCUGUCACAUAACCUCCUGUGUUUCAUUUCUGCCUUACUCUAUCUAAUCUUCAGUCCUUUUCUCUGUUUUUGUAUGUCGUCAGCCCUUUGAGAAUCCAGUUCUUCCAUUGUAAUUUACAGUACAGUCACAUUCUAAAAACUUUGUGGAGCGCACUGACACUUUGCAGAUUUGAAAGCUCUCUAAGAGCAGUUCAAAUAUUUGAGAGUAUUGUUUUUUCUUCUAAAUACAUAAUUUAUAUUGACCUGUAAAUGGAUUUCAAAAAGUAAAUGAUUAUAGCAAACGAUGAAGCUUUUCCUAAUCUUUUUAUAUCAGUCAUUUACUAUUAGUGAAGAGUUUUGUUGCUUUAAAUAAAGUAUUUUGUGCUAUUUCUAAUAAUAAUGCAGAUUUAAGUGUUUACUCCUUAAAAAAACAAGUAAUUUAAACAAGUUCUUAAGUGAUUAAAAUAAUAAAAGGAGAUAUUAAGUUAAAAUAUUAUACACUUACAGGCUUUAGGACAAAUAUAGAAAUAUGUAAAAUAUAUUUGAAUUGAAUUUAAUUAUUUUAAAACCAAAUGAAGCAAAAACAAACUUGAAUAUAAGGGAGUAUCUAGUCUUUAGUAAAUUAAUCUGUUUGCAUUGUACGAUUUUCUAUGCAAGAUCUGCUACACUUUUCUACAUAAUAGUUUAAAAAUGUAGUUUUCUUAGUCCAAAAAUAGUAACCAUGCUAUUGAAAGGACCGCAGACUUGAAUGAUGCAUGCAGAUACUGUCCUGUCGACACGUUUGCACAGCAAAGUGUUGUUUUUAUUUUCAGAUACUUUCCUCGAGUUUGUACUGUCACAUUAACAGUUUAACAGCAUGUUUCAGAGCUGCUGCUGCUGCAUGGAUUACUAGAAAACUUUUGAAUGCUGAUUUUUAGCAGGAAAAACAAAACAAAAAGAACUGAAUUGCUUCUAAAGUUUUGGCAUUAAAGUUAGUUCUGAUUUUUACAUGAAAACAAACAACCACAAUCUAUACAGACGGAUGUCCUUCAUAUACUUCUCUUUGGCUGCUUACUUUAGGAGUCACCACAGCAAAUUAUCCUCUCCAUUUACAUCAACAUUCCUCCUUAACUUCAUCCUUCAACUUUCUCUUCUUUUAAGCCUCUUUUCUGGCAGCACCAACAUCAUUUGCUGUGCCAUGAAUUUACAACUAAAAAUUAAAUAUUUAGUAGUCUUGUGUUAAAACUUGUUUGCACUUUCUCUAUGAAUUCUAUCUUUCAGCGAUAAAGAUAAAGGCUGUUUAAGAAAGAAAAGACGUUUAAAGUUCCCAGCACCUCUUAAAAAUACCUCAUAUUUGUGAUGCAAACCCCUUUUAAAUAUCUAGUUAUGAUACUGUUUUAUAGUCCCACUUCUUGGGGUUCAAAUGUGUUCAACAGUGAUAUAUGCAAUGCUGAAAAUAAAGAUGUAUUAUGUAGUCUG
Messenger RNA from Oryzias melastigma (Indian medaka), 3806 nucleotides. RefSeq lists its product as uncharacterized. Bases 259 to 1737 code for a protein of 492 amino acids. Gene Ontology annotation, biological process: cell redox homeostasis. The transcript is spliced from 12 exons. NCBI's taxonomy places the organism in Eukaryota, Metazoa, Chordata, Actinopteri, Beloniformes, Adrianichthyidae. Gene Ontology annotation, molecular function: electron transfer activity. The record is from RefSeq and is a predicted model, not a curated record.